This is a messenger RNA of Copidosoma floridanum, 1211 nucleotides long. It is a transcript of the gene Non3, whose product is annotated as Ribosome production factor 2-like protein Non3. Gene Ontology annotation, molecular function: rRNA binding. Gene Ontology annotation, biological process: maturation of LSU-rRNA from tricistronic rRNA transcript (SSU-rRNA, 5.8S rRNA, LSU-rRNA); ribosomal large subunit assembly. NCBI's taxonomy places the organism in Eukaryota, Metazoa, Arthropoda, Insecta, Hymenoptera, Encyrtidae. Gene Ontology annotation, cellular component: nucleolus. The record is from RefSeq and is a predicted model, not a curated record.
AUAAGUACAAGGCAAUUGAUUAUCUUUUUUCUAUUCGCACCAAAUCCACAUAAUUACGUGUGUUACGUGGGAAAACCGAAAGGCACGCAAUCUGCGAACUUCACUUUACGUGGACACACUUCAUUUGAAAAAGUAGCGUUUUUCUUUAAAAUUCCUAACCUUAUAUCCACGUAAUUACGUGGAUUUGGUGCGAAUAGACACAGCGUUAUUAUUAACUGCUGUGAAAAGAACGUUCCAACAUGGGUGUUAUCGAAAGAGUAGUUAAGCCCAAAACUCACAGGGCUAAAAGGGCACUUGAGAAAAAAGAGCCCAAAAUAAUUGAAGAUCCCAAGCAAACGAUCUAUAUUAAGGGUUCCAAAACUUCCCCAAUUGGACAGAGUUGCAUGAAAGAUUUGUAUCAAUUAAAAAAACCAGGUGGCCAAAUGAUGCAAAAGAGAAAUGAAAUUCAUCCUUUCGAAGAUGCCACAUUGAUUGAAAAAUUUAGCAAGAAAUACAAUGCGGCUCUGUUUAUGUUCGUUUCCAGUAAUAAAAAAAGACCCCACAAUCUCGUACUUGGAAGACUCUUUGAACAUACUUUGAUGGACAUGGUAGAAUUCGGGGUGGAAAAUUACACAGCUUUGGAAACUUUCAAGACAGAAAAAAUUUGUGAAGGAAUAAAACCUAUUUUAGUAUUUCAAGGGGAGUUGUUUGAAAAUAACCACGAGUAUGGAAGGAUUCGUAACUUGUUGGUUGACAUGUUCCAAAGAGAAACAGUUGGUCAAAUCAGAUUACAAGGAUUGGAGCAUGUCUUGAGUUUCACAGCCCAUGACAACUGCAUACUCUUUAGGAGUUACAGGGUUCAAUUGAAAAAAUCUGGAACCAGAAUACCAAAAAUUGAAUUAGUAGAAAUAGGACCACGCAUGGAUCUGAGAGUGAGAAGAACAAAACUUGCGACAGACGAUCUAUUCAAACAGGCUUGCAAAAGACCUAAAGAACUCAAGGUAAAGAAGAAGAAGAACAUAAGCGAAGAUGGAUUAGGAAAAACCCUUGGAAGAAUACAUAUGGGUUCACAGAAACUGCAUAAAAUACAGACAAGAAAAAUGAAAGGCUUGCGCAAAACUCCCACAGAAGUUAAAGCAGAAAAAAAAAGAAAAAGUUUAAUUGUUGAUGAAGAAUCAGCUAAAAAAUUAAAGGUUGUUAAUGCCGAGGCUGAAUAAGUUCAAUUUACAUUU